Bipolaris oryzae ATCC 44560 is the source of this 540-nucleotide messenger RNA. RefSeq lists its product as uncharacterized. The transcript has a single exon. Bases 1 to 540 code for a protein of 179 amino acids. Lineage: Eukaryota; Fungi; Ascomycota; Dothideomycetes; Pleosporales; Pleosporaceae. The record is from RefSeq and is a predicted model, not a curated record.
AUGGCUGCCCGCCAAGAAGACUCCACCACUAAGCCACCCGUCUUCGCCGACGGCUCGGAAGCAAAGGCGCCGAGCAACGCAAAUGCUACAGAGGUUAUGAAAUCUUUCGAAGGAUUUCUCUCCUUCGUUCUCAGCCUUUCUAUCUUCGGUGCAUCAACUUUCGCCGUCAUCGUGUCAGAAAUCGCAAACCCUAGCGAGCUUGGAGCGAAUCCACGCUUUGCCCGUGAAACCGUUCGAACCCUGCUUGGCAUUUCCUGGUUGCUCUUCAUCGUUGCGCUUUAUUUGGUGGCUAUGUCCAUGAGCCUCCUAGCAUUUCAGCGAGAGCAUGCGAAGCCAUCGUCCGAUGGCAUUGGCAAACAUACAUGGGAGCGCCUAGGGCUUCUGGCAUCGUCUUUUAUCCAGCUCUUGGUAAUUGCGGCAUUUUUGUUCCUUUCGCUUGUUCUUGUGGCAUACACUCCAACGGUUGGAUGGGUUGCAGUUGCAUUCACUUCUAUAGCGGCAGCCUUCGCCUUUGUAUCACUCGUCGUUCAAUGGAUGUAA